CGGGCGCAGCCGGCGGCUAUUUCUCCCGGCACGGGCGCGGGCGCGGGGUGGCUCGGGUCGGGUCAGGCCGGGAGGCAGCGCGGGCCAUGGCCGCGGCCGCCGCGGUGUCGCCCAGGCCGGCGGGGGCCCGCGCGGCCGCGCUGUCGCCGAGCAGCCCGACGCGGCUGAGCCGGCUGCAGGAGAAGGAGGAGCUGCGGCAGCUCAAUGACCGCCUGGCCGCCUACAUCGACCGGGCGCGGGCCCUGGAGGCCGAGAAGGCGGCGCUGCGGCAGCGCCUGGCGGAGCACGAGGAGGGCAGCGGGCGCGAGCUGGGCGCCCUGCGGCAGCGCUACGAGGCCGAGCUGGCCGACGCCCGCCAGGCGCUGGACGACAUCGCCAUGGAGCGGGCCGCGCUGCAGGUGGAGCUGGGCCGGGUCGGCGAGGAGCACCGGCAGCUGCACAGCAGGAGUUCAAAAAGGGAAACUGACUUAAACCUGGCACAAGUUCGUCUAAGAGACCUUGAUGCUCAUCUGAAUGCCAAAGAAGCUGAAUUAGCAACAGCUUUGAGUGAAAAGCGAAGUUUGGAGGGAGACCUUCAAGAGCUGAAGGAUCAAGUUGUCACUCUUAAAUUGUCUUUGGAAGACACCAAAAACCAUCUACAUAGUGAAAUGUUGAGGAGAGCAGACCUGGAAAGCCAGAUGAAAAAUUUGCAGGAACAAAUGACAUUCCAGAAGCGCCUCCAUGAAGAUGAGCUCAAGGAAACAAGAAGAAGCCAUGAGAGCAGGAUAGCAGAAAUAGAAUCUGGUCGUCAGAGGGAAUUUGAAAGUAAACUCUCAGAUGCGUUGCAAGGGCUCAGGAGAGAGCAUGAAGAACAAAUACAAGGAUACAAAGAGGAGCUGGAACGGACAUUUAGUGCCAAAAUGGAGAAUGCCCAACUUGCUGCUGCAAGGAAUAGUGACUUUGCCAAUGCUGCUCGGGAGGAGCUGAUGGAAACGAAGCUGAGAGUUGACAGUCUGACAGCCCAGCUUAACCAAUAUCAAACCCAGAACUCUGCCUUGGAGAACAGAAUCAGGGAAUUGCAGGAGACCAUGGAUUAUGACCGUGAAAUGUAUCGAAGACGUAUGGUUGAAAAAGAUAAAGAAAUGGCACAGACACGGCAGCAGGUACAAGCACAGCUGGAAGAAUAUGAACAUCUACUAGAUGUGAAGCUGGCUCUAGAUCUAGAAAUAAAUGCCUACAGGAAGAUGCUGGAAGGAGAGGAACAGAGGCUUAAGUUGUCCCCGAGUCCAUCUUCCCACAGUGUUGCAACCCAGGCAACAACCAGUCAAGGGCGUCGCUUUCUGCAUGGAAAGAAGAGAAAAAUAAAAGAAUCAAGAAGGGGAGAGCCUAGUGCUUACUUUAAGACUAUUCAGCAUGCAUCAUCUUCAGGAAGUGUGUCCAUUGAAGAUAUUGAUGCAGAAGGGAAGUUUGUCAAACUUAAAAACAACUCAAAUGAGGAUCAGUCACUACAUGGAUGGGUACUAAGACGACAACUUGGAAGCUUGUCCGACAUAAUGUACAAGUUUCCUGCUCGGUUUACCCUUCUGUCAGGCCAGGUAGUCACGAUCUGGGGUGCAGAUGCUGGUAUCCAUCCAAGCCCAACUGAUCUGGUUUGGAAAUCGCAGAAAUCAUGGGGAACUGGGGAUAGCAUUAGAGUCGUACUUAUCAACUCUGAUGGAGAGGAGACAGCAGAUCGGAAGGUUGUGCAGGUACCCAGGGGGGAGGACAGUGGCGAACAGGAAGAUGAGUUUGAGGAAGAAAUAGCAAGUAGUGACAUAGCGCUUCAACGUCAGACCAAAAGAAGAAAAAAGAAAUGUUGUUUGGUUUCAUGAUAGUGGGUCCUGUGAGCAGCACAAAGCAGUGUCUUCAGCAAAAUGAAGAUCCUAGCUGUUCUGUCAUGUAACUAAACCAAGGUGGUGACCAUCUAAAAUGCUCCUGAACUUCAGCAACUUCUGGAAUCUAUGAUCCUCAGACUUUUCCCCCGUCCUCCCCUUUACCUAUUUGAGAGAGGCCCUCCAGAAUGUGAAACUUUGUCAGUUGAUAUUAUUUUACUCUAUUUUGGAUGUAACAGUAUAAACUAGAGCAGACUUCCUUUAUGAAGAAAAAAGGUUUUUAAAAAUGAGAAGUUCUGUGAACUAUCCACCCACAACUUGUUACAAAGGACAGGUGUAUACAAUUCAUGUAAUUUUUGCCAGCUGUCUUUACCUUAACAAGCCUUUAUAUUUGUGAUCAUUGACCAUUCUUUAUCUUGCUUCUUUAAAAGUUCUUUCUCAAAGCAGCCUUUGAAGAAAUAAUAUUGUUUCAAGUAUGACUAAAGUGAGCCAAAUUCUGCCCUGACUUGCACUUUGGACAACUUCACUGAAGUCAGGGUAAGGCAAAACGUUAUUGUUGGGAGUUCUUAGUCAUUGAAAUAGAACUUUCUUGGAGUCGCUCAUCACAGUACAGGCAACAAAUCUAAGCCAAUUGUUAGAAUUAUCUACUAGUGUAUGUGAAGUUUUAAAAUUGGGAAGCUAUUUAUAAACUGUUCUUUUUAACUUGUAGUUAAAGUAUAAUAUACUGUUACUAUAUCCUACUUCCUGGCAAUCUAUAAACUUAUUGAGUUUUACUAAACUUGUACACCGUUACAUAGCUUCUGUCAACACUGUGUUGGAAAUUUGGGUUGGAUACCUGGGUUUACAUAAAUGAGCAAAGGAACCCUUUGCCAACCUAAAAGCUACUCGGCAAUACUAUAUGCACAGCAAUAUUAUGUUCUAACACUGCCAAGUAAUCAGGUUUUUAAGGGGAAUAGAACUAAAGGCACUGGACAGUUCUGUAUAGCCAGAGUCAGAGGGCUCCCUUUAAAGUGUUCCUCUACUAACUGUACAAAGUAUAAAGAAGAAUGUGGUAGUGUUGGGUUUACAUUGCCAUGGUGUAUACUUGACUGGGUUGAAGGGCACUUCCCUUUUGGCAAAAGGUUAGGAAACUGUGACAUUUAACAGAUUAAUAUAUAGUAGCAUGACAAUGUACAGUUAACUUAAGGGGCAUGGCAGGAGAGGCCAUGGGUAACUGCUACAGUGGAGCUCUAGCUUUUUCUGUUACUGAGAGGCUUACUUGGCUGUGUUGUGGUGUGGAAAAACAAGGACUCCUGCAGGGCUGCUUAACCAACGCUGAAGUCUGCUUCCCUGAUCUCUCCCUCUUUUAAAAAAAAAAGUGGAUGAUGCAGCCCACUGGAACAGCUUUCAGACUUCUUUGUUGCCUUGCCAAAAUCUUUGCUAUAUAGUAUGUUUGAAUUCAAGAUCUGUUCCAUGUUAGGAUAUGGCUUUUAAAGUAAAGCUCUUCUUUGACUGCUUUAGAGUUCCCUUUGAUAAACUAGUUUAAAAAAAACCCUACGUGGAUUUUAAAUCUUUUGACACCUUGGCUUUGCAUAUUUUAGCAAAUCCAAAUCCUUUGCUUCAUUGCACCUUGUCACUUUAAAAUGGGUUCUGUUUAUAAUCUUACUAUGUUUAUUAUUUUGGUCUGUUAAAUUUUUUACUAUUAAAGAUAUUUUCCAUGUA
Molecule: messenger RNA, 3551 nt
Organism: Alligator mississippiensis (American alligator)
Lineage: Eukaryota; Metazoa; Chordata; Crocodylia; Alligatoridae
Product: lamin-L(III)
Exons: 12
Coding region: 87-1850 (587 amino acids)
Source: RefSeq, a predicted model, not a curated record